GCCUUCGGACUCUUGCUCAAGGGUGCCAAAUGGAUUUGCUGCUGGCUUCCCGCCCUGUUCGCGAUGGCCACGUUUACCGAAGCGUACUACGCCUACUUGGUUGUGUUCUGCGGCCGGUACGUGAAGGAAGACACCCUGCGCUUCGCCUUGGCCGCUGUGUUCCACCUGCUGUUGCUGAUGAGCCUGUGGUCGUACGCGCAGACCACGUUCACGCAUCAGCCAUCCGUGCCUCGCUGCUUUCAGUUGACCAAACACGAAUGUCAGGAGCUGACUCGCUGCGCCCAGGACAGGCGUCGCCGGAGCGCGCUACUUGAGACAAUGGCCAGCGAACGAGGCGUGCUCACUCGCUUAGCGGGCGGCGCCGUGAGCUGCUGCGACAGCUGCCAGCUAAUUAAGCCCGACCGAUGUCACCACUGCUCGACCUGCAAAAGGUGCGUACAGAAAAUGGACCACCACUGCCCGUGGUUCAACAACUGCGUCUGCUUCAGCACGUACAAGUUCUUUCUGCUCACGCUGUUCUACUCCGCGUUCCUGGCAGCCUACGUUUUGGCCAGCGUGUCCACAUACCUGCUCCACAAGAGCCCUCGCCGCAGACUUCUGCACCGCUCGCGCCACAUCAGCUUCCUCGUGGUGAUGGGCGGCACAAUGUCCGCCGUGCUCGCGCUCUUCCUCGGCAUGCACAUCUCUCUGGUGAUUCGCAAUGCCACCACGUUGGAGUCCAUGCGGGCGCCCACCUUCAAGCAGACCGGCGACUCGUUCAACCUGGGACGCUACAGAAAUUGUCUCGAGGUGUUCGGCGUGCACAUGGCCCUUUGGCUAGUUCCUGUGUUCACCAGCCUAGGCGAUGGUUGCCGCUUCCCAACAAAGCUGCACCCAGACGGAACCUACCCCGGCAUGGUCGGUUCGUCACAGCGUGCAGCGUCUGGUGACGGCGCGGCGACUCCAGAUGCUGGAGCGGGUGGUGAAGCUGGCCUACAAGCCUCUACCGCUGCAAUUUCGUUGAAAACGAAUGCUGCGUCCUUUAUGGGGGAGGGUGCCAGACAUGGGGAGUGCCCCUCGACCACAUUGGACACCAUGGUGCAGAUUGCUCGACCGCAUUCUGGAGCCGACAGCCUUGAAGCCGUUGGGGUUAGCCCACCCGCCUGCAAGUCUUCCAAUGCUGCCACGUACCAUAGUUGCGCGGUGGCACAGGCUGCGAACAAUGACGACGCCGCACCAACGGAGUUGGUUGGGUCUCAAAGUCGCCGCACACGCCGUAGCGCGCCUUCUCCAGGCGUUGGAGCCUACCGUCGCCGACAGGACGCAGACGAGCGCGCCUCAGUGCUUGUAACCUGACGAACGCAAAUGGGUUGCUUCGGGAUUCAGAAUGAUGACUUGUCUUGUACAUUUUCGGGCACUACUAAGAUUGAGAUGUGCUUUAACUUUGGUAGUAA
This is a messenger RNA of Dermacentor silvarum, 1433 nucleotides long. RefSeq names its product palmitoyltransferase ZDHHC20-B. NCBI's taxonomy places the organism in Eukaryota, Metazoa, Arthropoda, Arachnida, Ixodida, Ixodidae. Gene Ontology annotation, molecular function: protein-cysteine S-palmitoyltransferase activity. The record is from RefSeq and is a predicted model, not a curated record. Bases 64 to 1335 code for a protein of 423 amino acids. Gene Ontology annotation, cellular component: Golgi apparatus; endoplasmic reticulum. The transcript has 3 exons. Gene Ontology annotation, biological process: protein targeting to membrane; peptidyl-L-cysteine S-palmitoylation; synaptic vesicle maturation.